This is a messenger RNA of Thalassophryne amazonica, 3191 nucleotides long. It is a transcript of the gene mapk8a, whose product is annotated as mitogen-activated protein kinase 8a. Lineage: Eukaryota; Metazoa; Chordata; Actinopteri; Batrachoidiformes; Batrachoididae. Gene Ontology annotation, molecular function: ATP binding; JUN kinase activity. Bases 207 to 1583 code for a protein of 458 amino acids. The record is from RefSeq and is a predicted model, not a curated record. The transcript is spliced from 12 exons. Gene Ontology annotation, cellular component: nucleus; cytoplasm. Gene Ontology annotation, biological process: JNK cascade; protein phosphorylation.
UGUGGGUGAGUGACGUGCCGGUAGGACGCAUGCCCUGUGCGCACUGCGCGUCCCGGCCUGUCAGGAGCAGCCAGAUGGAAACGAAGGCGAGUAAAAUUGUUGAGGUCAUGUGUUUGUGAGGCUCGUGGCGGAUAAAAAGAAGCAGUCCGCUGCUCCAGAACGUUUGGCCAGUGAUCGGAGCGCCGGGGAGCCGGUGGAUUGAUUUGAUGACGGAGUGGACGUUUUUGGAUGCACCAAGAGCAAUAAUUGAAGAUUUUACCAUGAAUAAAAAUAAAAGAGAAAGAGACUUCUACACCGUAGAUGUUGGGGAUUCGACAUUCACAGUACUGAAGCGGUACCAAAAUCUUAGACCCAUCGGCUCAGGAGCACAAGGGAUCGUCUGCUCUGCUUAUGACCAAAUCCUUGAACGAAAUGUUGCCAUCAAGAAGCUGAGCCGGCCAUUUCAAAACCAGACGCAUGCAAAGAGAGCGUACAGAGAGCUAGUUCUUAUGAAAUGUGUCAAUCAUAAAAAUAUUAUCGGCUUAUUAAAUGUGUUCACACCCCAAAAAUCUUUUGAAGAAUUCCAGGAUUUAUACUUAGUGAUGGAGCUGAUGGAUGCUAACCUGUGCCAGGUCAUCCAGAUGGAGCUGGACCAUGAGAGGCUGUCCUAUCUGCUCUAUCAGAUGCUGUGCGGAAUCAAACACCUCCACGCGGCGGGCAUCAUUCACAGGGAUCUUAAGCCCAGUAACAUAGUUGUUAAAUCAGAUUGCACACUGAAGAUUUUGGACUUCGGUCUGGCUCGGACUGCUGCCACAGGCCUCCUGAUGACACCGUAUGUGGUCACACGCUACUACAGAGCACCCGAGGUUAUCUUGGGCAUGGGCUACCAGGCUAAUGUGGAUGUAUGGUCAGUGGGCUGCAUAGUGGCCGAGGUGAUCAGGGGAAGUGUGUUGUUCCCCGGCACUGAUCAUAUUGACCAGUGGAACAAAGUGAUUGAGCAACUAGGCACUCCAUCUCAGGACUUUCUAAUGAAGCUAAACCAGUCAGUACGAACGUACGUAGAAAACAGGCCGCGAUAUGCUGGCUACAGCUUCGAAAAACUCUUCCCGGAUGUGCUCUUCCCUGCUGAUUCGGAUCACAACAAACUGAAAGCUAGCCAAGCAAGAGAUCUGCUCUCUAAGAUGUUAGUGAUUGAUGCCUCUAAGCGCAUCUCUGUAGACGAGGCUCUGCAACACCCCUAUAUUAAUGUUUGGUACGACCCGGCUGAAGUGGAAGCACCUCCUCCAAAGAUCUCAGACAAACAGCUGGACGAGAGAGAGCACACUGUGGAAGAGUGGAAAGAGCUAAUUUAUAAGGAGGUGUGUGAAUGGGAAGAGUGGACAAAAAAUGGAGUGAUAAGAGGACAGCCACCACCUUUAGGUGCAGCAGUGAUCGACAGCCCCCCUCAGCCCGCAUCCAACUCCUCUUCCUCGUCUUCAGCCAAUGAUGUGUCGUCCAUGUCCACAGAGCCCACUGACACGAGCAGCGAACCCACCAUGACCUCCGAAACAGACAGCAGCCUGGACAGCCACACCUCUCUGGGUGCACUGGCCUGCUGCAGAUAACGCGCAUACACACAAACACAUGACCCUUCCCACGUUUGAGCACCUACCACAGCGCGACGACACGGAGGGUCGCGCCAACCGAACUUCUCACAUUAGUUAGUAGAGCUGUGCAUUUAAUGUACAGUUUGUAUUUAUUCCCCCUCCAAUAUUGCUCUAAAUGAUUGUGUUUUGAAAUUGUAUCAUUAUGACUGUAUUUUUGCUGCAAAGAAAGAAUUAUGGUUUGAUGUGAAUCUGUGAUGUAUGUAUGUGACAGAGUGUGCAGUUUUUACUGGUACACAUUGGAAUAGUAUACUGUUUAGCAUUGCAAAAUUAUGUUUAGUAUAUUUUUGGACUGUUCAUUUUGAAUUUUUGUAUUGUUUUAUUUUUUUGGGCCAUUUGAAGUAAUCUGCACUCUAUUUUACUCAAUAGGUAGUAAUAUUUAAAGGGGACUUUUGAUAUUUUUCAACCUGGACUGUAUUAUUAGAUGUUUUGGGCCUAAUUAUUUCACUCAAGGCACACAUGAAAUUAAUUUGUGCAAUAUGGAUUUAUAAUGCAAGCACCAUGGGAUAACUGAUGAUAUAAUGUAAUGGCAUGGGGCAAGUGAAAAAUACUCAGAGUAAACUGCUUCUUGUCACCACUGAAGAGGCAAAAAUGUCAACAGAAGUGUGUAGUAGCAUGGAAGUAAAUGUGUGCAUGCCUACCUCACUAAAUGUAAAACUUUUUAAGCCACUAGUCCACUCUGUGCUGCAUAAUUCCAGUCAGGCAUUAGAAGUUGACAGCCGAUGACAGACUCAUUCUGAGAGUCAGACUUUUCAUCUGCAUUCAACCGGGAAUCACUCAUCACAGCGCCACCUCAUGGACUGGAGGCUAACGUAAACAGCUAACUAAAUCAGUCAUUUUAAAUACAAGUAAGUUUCUUUGCAUUUAGUGAGGUAAACAUGCACACAUUACCUUCCACGUAGAUCCUCUCCAUGCUGCCACACACCUCUAACAUUUUACCUGUUCGGUGGAGACAAGAAUCAGUUUACGUUUUGUUUUUUGUUUUUUUUUAGUUGCCCCGAGCCAUUACAUGAUGUAGCCAGCUACCUCAUGAUGGUGUUUAUGUUCUAAAUCAGCAUUCAUAAAUUAAUUUAAUAUUUGCUGUGUGUGGAAAAAAAUGAACCCCAAACAUGCAAAAAUAUAGAAUAGGUAAAAAAAAAGUUGAACUUCUCCGUUAAUGUUGAAACUGAAUGGAUUUUUUCUAUUUAAACAUUUAUUUCUUCUUAGUAUUAUGUCAUAGUCGAUUGUGUGCCUCGUGUGCACCUCUACUUCUUUUGCCAUAAUACUAAACAGCUUUUUUUAUUGUUGCUGUAACAUACUGUAAAGAUGAAUGCAUUUUAACUGUGUAAUGUGUAAUUAUUUCUCUGUUGGGUGAGGAAGAACAGGGUGAAUGCAAGUGAACAGAAAAAAGAAAGCGCAGUUACCAGCUGAUGACGGGCGUUCCACUGGCCAGAACGAAUUCUGCGUUUUAGGGACUCCCACCGGAGACAAAGUCUAAAUUUGUCACUUUACUGUUUUGGCAGGUUCUUUCAGACUUUUUUAUUCAAAGCUGUCUGAGUUCAGAUGAUUUUGUUUAAGUGCCCUUACUCA